UUUUUUGGUACUUACACCUUUGUUUCUGUUGAUCUACAUCGAUACCCAUUUGCUUUUCUCUGUGUUUAUUGUGACUUCAUCGCUCGUCACCACACUCGCCGAACACUAUCGGCCUCACCACUACGGAUACAUCAGAAAACGAGAGCAACCAAUCGAGCGCGCCUAAACACACUGUCGUCAUAGUCUGAGAUUGUAUACCUUUCAAAAUCCCAUCAAAUCUACCAAAAGUGUAUAUCCCAAGAUCCUCAGCAUGGCCGAGCUGCACAAGGCGCUAGAGUGCCUCAGGCCCAAGGAGUUUAGCGACGUGCCAACCGACAACCUGAAGAGCUUCCUGCCCAAGAUUCUCUCCAACGCUGAACUCAUCGCGAACUCGGUUCCUCCACCACCGAAUGGCACAGCCUACGAGUCGGCACAGCGCACGCGCACCUCCUCACAACCCGCAACGAAUGCCGCAGAUCUCACGAAGUCAGAAGUCCGGCGGCCACCGCCAGCGAAGGACCAUGAAACGCUGCAGAAGUCAUGGGGGAAGCCGGUGAAGCUGGCAGCCAAGGAGGCAGCGAUGGGCAUGAGCGUGUACAAAAUGGCAGGGCACGACAGACAUGGCGCGUGGUUUGCGCGGUCGAGUGUGCAUGAGGGCCUUGGGUUCUCCAAGUGGAAGCGCAUGAUGCAGAGGGAAUUCCCUGAGAGCUUAGAGGUGCAAGGCGGGCCUGGAGAGGGCAACAUCAGAGGCAUUGGUGGAGAUCGGAGAUUGGAAGAUAUGACCGUGGACGGCAUUGGCAAUCUGCAAGUCUACCAGCUAUCCGCGCAAUUCCCCGGUCCAACUUCACCACGAGAGUUCAUCACACUGCUCAUCACCUCCGAAAGCGCCCUCAGUGGAGCCUCCAAGAUUGAAUCGACAACACCACGACACUGGAUGGUCGUCUCGAUACCUGUAUCACAUCCUGAGGCACCGCCUCGCGAUGGCAUGGUCCGCGGCUUCUACGAGUCCAUCGAGAUGAUCCGGGAGAUACCGCUGAAGGGCAACGGGGACGCUGAGACCAAUCCAGUGGAAUGGAUAAUGGUCACGCGCAGUGAUCCUGGAGGCGGCAUACCGCGCUUCAUGGUAGAGAGGAAUGUACCGGGCAGCAUCGUAAAUGACGCAGUCAAGUUCUUGGAUUGGGCAUGCGCGAGGGAUGAUGUUGAGUCAGACGAGGCACUGAAGGUUGGUCAAGACGCUACGAACGAUACUCCGCAGCAGACUCACGAUGCACAACCGCGGUAUUCGAUGGAGAACUCGAACGGCAUAGGUGCAGGGGUCGGGACCAGUAUAGCGGACAUACCCUCAUCGAUGCGCCGAAGGGCUUCACAACGAGCGGUCGAGAAGGCAGACCCUGCACAAGAAGGCUACCUGGACCAACUAAAGGACGCAGUCGGUAGCCUCGGUGCAUACGUUGCAGACGCUGUAAACCCUAUGCCGCAACUCCAGCGCACUAGCUCCAGUAGUUCAUCCUCCACCGCCUCGUCAGUCGACUCCUUCGCCUCAGCCGAGCAAUUCACCUCCGCGCCCCAAGGUCUGCCCGUCGACAACUCAAUACCCACACCCUCAACAGCAUCCGAGGUAUCUGUCCCUGUCGACGACGACAGCCACCACGCACGCGAAUUGAAUAAAAUCGAAGCUAAAAAGUUCCAAUUACGCGAGAGACUCGAUGCAGACCGCGAAAAGCGCAACGCAACCGUUGCAAACGAGUCGCAAAAGAGCCAGAAGGAGGUCGAGAAAGCCGCCGAGAGACACGCAAAAGAGAAGAAGAAACAGGAAGAAAAAUACGCGAAAGAAAUAAGGAAGCUAGAAGAGCGUCGCGAGAAGGAGACUCGGAAACUCCUUGCGCGUCAGCAGAAGGAGGCCGAUAAGAGCAAGCUCACAACUGCGCAGAGAGAAAGAGACGAGUAUAAGAGGGAGAAGGAGCUCACAGAAGAGGAAAAUAGGCUGCUUAAGGAGCAGGUUGCUGAGUUGCAGAGGGAGAACACGGCACUGGUGGCCAAACUGGGCAAGUCAGAUGUUGGAAGGGAUAUUUUGGCUGCAGUGAGGAGCGAGGGAGGGAGGACGAGAGCGAGUAGUAGGGCGAGUGGGAGUUCGGGGAAGAGCGGGUUGGCGAGGAGUGGGACUGCGCCAGUGUCUUGAUUUCUUUAUUGACACUUCUUUCCUUUUUGUGCUUUCCUCGCUCUCAUCCCGUCUUAUCUUUACCGAGCGUUCAGAUCCAGAGCUCACCAAUUUAGCCAGGCAUAACACGGUCUAUUGCAAGCACCUGUCCGAUGAACCACUUUCAUAGGUGGAAAGUGAAUCCAGCGUUCGCGGUAGACAUAGAAUUCAAGUAUACCACAUCCGAGUCUAUAUGGAGAGGCCUUCAUAUGCAUCGGCAAGUUG
Macroventuria anomochaeta is the source of this 2401-nucleotide messenger RNA. RefSeq lists its product as uncharacterized. Gene Ontology annotation, molecular function: lipid binding. NCBI's taxonomy places the organism in Eukaryota, Fungi, Ascomycota, Dothideomycetes, Pleosporales, Didymellaceae. The record is from RefSeq and is a predicted model, not a curated record. The transcript has 2 exons. The coding region runs from base 251 to 2158 and encodes 635 amino acids.